UGCGUCGGGUCCAGGCAGCGGCGGAGUCGCGAUCGACAACAAGAUCGAACAAGCCAUGGACCUGGUGAAGAGCCAUUUGAUGUUCGCGGUGCGAGAAGAGGUGGAGCUGCUGAAGGAGACCAUAACUGAGUUGAAGGAGCGCAUUUCGGACCUGGAGUACGAGAACGGGAUCCUGCGGGCCCACGCGAACUCGGACACGCUGGCCCUGGUGCAGUCGGCGAAGGCGGCCGCCGUGAUCCGUGCCACCCCGACGGCGGUCAACUCGUCGUCAUCGUCGACGUCUUGUGCGACGACGGUGCCGACGACCACGACGGUGGCGGCGUCGUCGUCGGCAACCUCGUCGACUGCCACGACUUCCACGCCAGUGGCCAUGUCGACGACGGCGACAGUGCUGGCGGACGUGCCGAGCCAGCAGUUGUCGGUGGCGGCCGUCGCGGCGGCGGCUGCUGCUGCACAGGCCGCCGCCGCCAUCUCCCAGUGACUCCUCUUCUCUCUCUCUCCCCCUCUCCCUCUUGGCUUCAACUUCCGUCUCCCUCUCUGUUCGUUCGUUCGUUCGCUUGUUCCUUCCGCUGCGAUUUUGCUUUCAUUUUGGUUUUUGUUCUUUCACCCCGGGGGAAAAAGAACUGUCGGUGCUUGUCCCAUUCCAAACAGGGUUAUUUUCCACUGGAUUGGCAAUGAAUAUCGCUCAACAAUCAAAUUCUGCAGGAACCAUGACAUUUAGUUGAUCUGAACCUUCUCAGAAACUGCAAUAAAAUAUUCAUCUUCUGCUUUGUUGUUGUAAAAGAAGGCAGUACUGUAGUAAUAAAAAUGAAAAUAAUAUUACCCUGUGCGAAUUGGCAACCCAGCACUGAUAACGCCUCAAGAUUGUUUCAAGCCUCUGAAGAAAGAUGAUGCUUUGAACGUGUUGCUUGUGGAAUGGAGACAAAAGAAAAAGAGAAGGUGUUGCGGGCGUAUCCGUCGACGAAUUUUCGACCCCUGUGUUUUUUGAUCUAGUUUUUCGAAAGAAUGAAAGUUCCGCGACGCAUUCGGAAGUUUUUUAUUUUCCUGAUGUUCUACGGUGAAAAAUUCGGUUCAUUUCCUGCUAGUCGAUAAUUCCGAUUCGAAUUAGAAUAACUUCGGGUAAAAUUUUUCACAGUGGUGAAUAACUUGGUGGUGGUUGUAAUUGUGUUCCAUUCGAUGGGUGGUCAAGUGUUGUGGUUGCCAGUGGAGCACGUUUUUUUUUUUCAUUUCGCGCAGUUCGGUUCUUCGAAAAGAAAAAGAGGCUGGUUUUUAAUUGAGAAGGAAAAAAAAGUUGAAGGAAGGAGAAGAGAAAGUUGGCGUGCCAUUUGUUUGGGUUUCCAACAACGUCUUCCAGGGCUCCGAAUUUUUUUUUCGGCAUUAAGCAUUUUGUUCUAUUUUGUUUUUAUGGAUCUGAUGAUGACCCCCUGGAAAAUUGUUUGCCGCGACAAUUUCCAUCCGGUGAGAAGAGGAUAGCGUCGUCUUUGUUUUUUUUUUUUUAUCCGACAACGAAUGUGCUCCUCAAAAAUUUUGUAUUCGUUUUAAUUUCUCCCCGUGGGGAGAAAGAAAAGAUGGAACGAGUAUUUCGGUGUGAUUGGAAGGCAAAGAAGAGAGGAGAAGCAAAAAGCUCGAGAAGCACAGAGUGAUGAAGUCUUUCCGUGCCUCUCCCAUUGAAGGUUUUUUUGUCCUGUCUUGGUCGUUUUUCUCUGAAAAAUGCUCGCGUCUUUUCCAUCGACGAUUUUCGUGGAUAUCGGCAAGCUUUUGUUCGUUUUUUUUGCGCAGGUGUGAGAGAGAGGGGCUUUUUCCUGUGAGCGCGGCCGCGAUUCACGCGGCUGUCAAGAAAGAAAAUUUUUUGAGAAAUUUUUUCGGUUGCGAUGGGGGAGAGUUGUGGUGAAUGGCUAUAAAAGCAAAAAGAAAAAAGGAGAGUGAUACGAUGUGUCGAGUUGGGAGAAGGAAACCAAAAUGAAAAUCGGAUGACGGA
This is a messenger RNA of Notodromas monacha, 1978 nucleotides long. Lineage: Eukaryota; Metazoa; Arthropoda; Ostracoda; Podocopida; Cyprididae. The record is from the annotation of a GenBank genome assembly.